Messenger RNA from Petromyzon marinus (sea lamprey), 4752 nucleotides. It is a transcript of the gene GLYR1, whose product is annotated as glyoxylate reductase 1 homolog. Lineage: Eukaryota; Metazoa; Chordata; Hyperoartia; Petromyzontiformes; Petromyzontidae. Gene Ontology annotation, cellular component: chromatin. Gene Ontology annotation, molecular function: DNA binding; oxidoreductase activity; NAD binding. Gene Ontology annotation, biological process: transcription elongation-coupled chromatin remodeling. The record is from RefSeq and is a predicted model, not a curated record.
CGCGCCCUCUUCUCCCCCCCCCCCAUAUCCACCGCCCCGCUCGCCCCCCCCCUCAUCAGGCGAGGGUCAAACAUGGCGGCGCACUUCAAGAUAGGAGAGCUCGUCUGGGGCAAGAUGGGCAAGUACCCGCCGUGGCCGGGCAAGAUUGUGAAGCCACCAAAAGACAUGAAGAAGCCAAAAGGAAAACCUUGUUAUUUUGUUAAGUUUUUUGGAACCGAAGACCAUGCGUGGAUCAAAGUGGACCAGCUGAAGCCUUUUCAGCCGCACAAGGAGGACAUGGUAAAGGCAAACAAGAGCAAGCGCUUUCUACAGGCCCUCGAUGCUGUGGAGGAAUUUAUUAACAAGAAGAAGGCGGCAGCAAGUGGUGAGACAGCCAAACGGGGGAAAAAGGAGGAGCAAAAAGAAGAUAAAAAUGUUACACCCAAAAAAUCCCCUGCGGGAAAGAAGGUACCCGAGGCCUUGACAACAACUGCAAUUGGGCCGGCCGCUAUUAUCAAGCGCACGCAUGUUAAGGAUGACCCUCACUUUAGACAUUUCCUCCUGAGCCAGUCAGACAAGCAGCCCAGUGGAAGCGCGAGCAGCUUCCACGCAGCGCCGCCUCCCAGCACUCUGCAGGCUGCAUGCGCCGUGAGUGCCCUGCAGGCCGUACAGAGCCCGUCCUCCCUCCAGGUAGUCGGGAGCCCAAGCCUGACUGAGGCACCAGCGACGGAAGUCGGUGUAAGCCUUCUGCAGUGUGCAGGCGAUGCGAGCAACCCGCAACCGCCUCCUCUCAACGGCGGCUCCUCUGAAACGUCAUCUGAAACCCCCCAGCUUGGAGGGAGUGCAGUGGAAUUUGCUGUAAAGGCAGAGCACCUUACCACAGCGUCCGAGACAGGGGUCACGAACCAUGUCACACUGGGCAUGCCACUAGCAUCUGUCCAGGCGGCAGAUACCACCGCAGCAAAUGGAAACAUCACGCCCAUCGACAAACGGAUAGGCUUCUUGGGCCUUGGCCUCAUGGGCUGUGGAAUGGUGCAGAAUCUUUUGAAGACUGGCCACAAUGUUACCGUUUGGAGUAGAACGGCUAGUAAGUGCGACAUAUUUGUGCAAGAUGGAGCUUACCUUGGAAGAACGCCUGCGGAGGUUGUGUCCUGCUGUGACAUCACCCUUGCUUGCAUUGCUGAUCCUGCAGCUGCUAAAGAUCUGGUUCUGGGGCCCAGUGGAGUACUGCAGGGGAUUAGACCCGGCAAGUGCUACGUAGACAUGUCUACAGUGGACCCAGAGACGGCUGUUGACAUUUCAGAGGCUGUAACGCUGCGUGGCGGUAGGUACUUGGAGGCUCCCGUGUCUGGAAACAAGCGCUUGUCUGAGGACGGCGGUCUGCUUGUGCUGGCCGCGGGGGACCGCGCUCUCUAUGACGAGUGCAAUAGUUGCUUCCAGGCCAUCUGCCGGCGUGCCUUCUACCUCGGCGAAGUGGGCAGUGCGGCACGGAUGGCCUUGGUGGUCAACAUGAUCUUGGGAAGCUUCAUGACGUCCUUGGCAGAGGGCUUCUCCCUGGCACAACGCUGUGGUCUCUCCCAGCAAACCCUGCUGGACGUCCUAAGCCUGGGUCCCAUUGGAAGUUCGCUCGUGGAACAGAAGGGGCUUGGAAUUUUACAAGGCGAUUACGAGCCCAACUCCUCCCUGAAGCAUGUACAGAAGGACCUGAGGCUGGCCAUCGCAAUGGGCGAUAUGCUGCACCAACAAACCCCCGUGGCAGCUGCUGCCAAUGAGAUGUUCAAAAAGGCCAAAUCACUGGACCAGUCAGAAAAUGACAUGGCAGCUGUGUAUCGGGUGUAUGAGUAGGAAAGUUAUUUUUAGACUGAACAAGACUACUGCAUUCCUUACACCGCUGCAGCUUAGCGCAGCUUUUUAUUUCUUCCUUUCAAGCAUACACUUCUUUGUACAGUACGGUAUCGUAUCGUUAACAACUUGAUGUAGUCGUGUUUUAUUUACGCUGUUUCAAUUAAAACAUUGAUACCAGACAGUAUCAUUACACACUGAUGUGUUCUUGAGAUACCAGGCAUAUUCAUGUUAUAUCCAAGGUAUGCUCAAGCCACCUGGUAGUUCAUAUUAAUAAACCCCGUGGAAUGUUUCACAAAUUGCCAGGGUUAUGCUUCUCAAGCAGAAUACAGUUAAGUUAAUGUUUUCAUUUAAGUUAAGGCAUUGCAAGUUGCGUACAAAAAAAAAGGUGCAUUGUUAAUUUAAUAUUUGACAUUAACUUAAAAUAGUUAAUCAUUCGGCAAAAUGUUGUUUGCUUUUCAUUUCAUAGGGUUUUAAACAUUUUAACAGCUGUCAAAUAGGCAUAUAUGUGUAUUAGUGCUAAGCUACUGACAGCCUGCAGUACAUGUAACUGUUAAUUUCAGGAUUAUCGAAUGAGUACAGAUUUUUGCGAGUGUUUUUUGGCUUGAUGUGAGCCUUGGAAGACGAUUGCCACCUUUUUUCAAUUUAGUAAUUUAAAAACAAAUGUAUCGUUAAUUAAAUAUCUUUGGUUUUCAUGCAUAUGAAUAGCUCAAUGAUUAAAUUACCGUGCUACGUAAUAAAAGUGUCACAACUAAACAUGUCCGCAUUCAGAAAGCGUGUUGCAAAACGCUCACCUGGCGACGCUCCUGGGUGUGUAGGUUUUCGCGUCAUCGGACCGUGGUGUUCGACACCACGGUCCGAAGUUUUGCUCCACGUGCAGAGCUACGCUUAUUUAGCCGGGUUUUUUUUUUUAAAUUCCCAUUCCUAUACAAGGACUUUCCACUUACAGUACUUUUUCCACUUACAGUACUUUUAUCUCUCUUGCCUGGUAUGUUGGCUCAAUCCCAACCCCCGACAAUGCCUGUGUAUGUUUGGAGUUUGUGCGUUUUCUCUUUCUCUCCCUGUGGUUUUUUCUCCCGGGUCCUCCGUUCGGUUUUGCCUCCCCACUUUUAGAGACACGUGGUUAGAUUGUGGCUGCCACUAUAAAUUCCCAAUCGUGAUACUCCACUUUGACGAGCUAUCAUGUGUGCCCAGGUCGCCUCUGAAAAAUGGCCAUUAGCUCAGUGGGGAAGAUUUUAACUACCUUACUGGGUAUGGAGGAGGGUGUCGGGUUCGAACCUGACACCUGUGUAUUUGGAGUUUGCAUGUUCUCCCUGUGGUCGUGUGUAUCUUUUUCCAGUUCUGAAAAAGCAAAAAGCUCAGUGGGCCUUACCUGGUAAAAUAACAAAACUUUUAGGAAUCGUUUUUUUUAAACAGGUGCAAACCUAAUUGCACUCGAAGUUGAAUUUAUCUACACGUGCUGAGUGACAAAACUGUAGUUUUAUGUAAACAUCCAAAUAAAUUGUGAUGCUUAUGAAAUGCAAUGGACGAGACCAGACAAUUCUACAGCUUUUGAUAAAUGACUUUUUAAUGGAAAAAAAAUACAAAUUCUCAUCAGUAUUUACAAGGCGAGACACUGGAUGAAAAACCACAUCGUUUCUUUUAAAAUAAUUAGAACCCCUUGGAUUGUAAGAUGACAGUGUGUAUUGUUGCAGUGCCUAGUCCAAAGCUACCGACGAUAUUUUACGAGCCACUCGUUUUUUUCCACUGCUUUUGCCACCACUGUUCUUGAAUAGUUGUUCAUCUUGUACUUCGUGUUUUUUGGAGGGGUGGUGCCGAAAGGUGGAUGAUGUGUAUGCCUAUUCAUAAUAAUAAUGCCUUUAUCCAGAAAGGCCUGAGUCUCAACACUUUUUUCCAAGCGUUGCAUUUACAUGUUUGGCCAGUGCAAUUAGUGAUUUGCUUGUUUGAGCACAUGCCCGCCACACUUUAUACAGUAAAAUUAAGAGGGAUAGGAUAAUUAAUAUUUUAUCAGGUGUUCUUAGUCACAGGCCUAUUUUCAUUUGAAGUGGCAUUCAAAAUAUGAAGGCAGGCACGGCAGCACGCGUUUGCCUUUGGAGAAAAUCAUUUGAAACUGCCACUUUUAAAAGUUGUACAAAAUUACAUUGAACACAAAUUCAACUUGUAACGCAGCAGACGAUGUAUUGUAUUUUAAAUGUAAAAGUUUCUAACCUCGCGUAAAAUUUUUACGUUACGUAACUUUGAAAAGCCAAAUUUUAAAAAAAAUUUGGAAAGAUUCUAACCGUCCUAGCAUAUAGAUGACGCUUUACACUUCAUCACCCUAUAUCAGUUUAUCGCAACUCAAGCAAACGAUUUCGGCAAAUACAAAAUGUGUUGUCCCUGAUAUAUCUUCAGAAUGUGCAUAUAUGAAACUGAAUGUUUGACAUUCGUACUUUACGUGUGCCCCAAAAUUAUCUUCUCCACAAUGCAGAUUGUAUUUGGUUGGUGUGGUAUGAUGCGGACGAAGUGCCGUCAAGGGUCUGUUUCUCGCUUGGAAUCUCUGUGCUCUAGCUCCUCUUGUUGAUCUUGCCCAGUCUCUCGGGAGACCUCUUGAUCGUGUGAAUACUUGCAUUUGUCUCCAAAGGUGCAGAUGCCCUAUUUAAAAAGACAACAUUCAUUUUCAUAAUAAACGUUUUUGGGUUAGAUCGCGUUAUUUAUAAAUGUGUCAUAACCCUCCACCACCCCGACACGGUUAGUCAGUGAAAAAGUGUCACGUUGACAAAAGACAAAAUAGUUCACUGGCUGCGUUAAGGCCCCCAGCCAAGCCAUAGCCAUUUCAGCUUGGCGAUGUAUAAACGGUCCACCUGGUGCCUGCACACGAGCCUAUUUCAUCGCUCCAUCAUCACCUAAGUGCUUGUCCAACUGAGAACCACAAAGCGAUCGACUGUAGGGGUG